Diospyros lotus (date-plum) is the source of this 591-nucleotide messenger RNA. RefSeq lists its product as uncharacterized. The record is from RefSeq and is a predicted model, not a curated record. Lineage: Eukaryota; Viridiplantae; Streptophyta; Magnoliopsida; Ericales; Ebenaceae. The coding region runs from base 1 to 591 and encodes 196 amino acids. The transcript has a single exon.
AUGUCUGGUGGAGGUUUUUUCAGUCCCCUUACUAUGAUCCUCAAGGAUUCUAAGCUGGAUGGGGGUAAUUAUGUUGACUGGAAGAGGAAGUUGAACAUAGUACUCGCAGCUGAAGGGUACAAGUAUGUUCUGACUGACCCCUGUCCUGUAAUUGGGAGAAACUCUACUGACGAGGAGCGUCAGGCAGAGGCGGAAUGGAAGAAUGUUGACGAGAUGGCACGAUGCUACAUGUUGGCUUCCAUGUCCGAUGUGCUUCAAUCGAAGCAUGAGCAUACGCCUACUGCUUAUGAUAUUGAUGUGUCGUUGCGCACCAUGUUCGCUGAUAAGAGCCGGCCCGCGAGGCAGGAAGCUUUUAAGGCAAUUAUGACUACCAGGAUGGCUGAGGGGGCAUCAGUUCUAGAGCACAUGCUCAAAAUGAUUGCUUACUUCGAGGAAGCUAAGGUUUUAGGAGCGACGAUAGAUGCUGAGAGUCAGGUAGACAUGGUUUUAGAGACUUUGCCAGAUUCAUACUCGCAGUUCAAAUUGAACUAUAACAUGAAUAAGUUAGAGAUGAAUCUAGUGGAGCUCAUGAAAGAGCUCCAGGCGACAUAG